GCGCCACCAUUCUUGACCUCAGCUGUCAAUCACCGUGUCCUUGCCGGUGAUUACUUGCUGGCACCCGAUGAUUGCUGAGUAUUAGCUCCGGGGGAGAGAACUGUAUGUAAACAAUACAGUUAUUUCCCCUGUCAGCUCCUGAACAAUGCUUUGUAUGGCUCUGCAUAGCAGAGCCAGUAGAAAACACACAGCCUUACGGUGAAACAGCACACAGGUAACCCUUUGAUUGCCCCACAUGUUAACCCCUUCCUGCCCAGUGCCAUUAGUACAGUGUCAGUGCUUUUUAUUAGCACUGAUCACUGUAUUGGUGUCACUGGAGAUGUCACUGACACCAAGUCAGUUCCCCCCAAUGUCAGAAUGCCUGCCGCAGUCCCGCUUUAAGUCACUG
Molecule: messenger RNA, 388 nt
Organism: Staurois parvus
Lineage: Eukaryota; Metazoa; Chordata; Amphibia; Anura; Ranidae
Source: the annotation of a GenBank genome assembly